This is a messenger RNA of Bipolaris oryzae ATCC 44560, 2019 nucleotides long. RefSeq lists its product as uncharacterized. The transcript is spliced from 7 exons. The record is from RefSeq and is a predicted model, not a curated record. Gene Ontology annotation, molecular function: myo-inositol:proton symporter activity. Lineage: Eukaryota; Fungi; Ascomycota; Dothideomycetes; Pleosporales; Pleosporaceae. Gene Ontology annotation, biological process: transmembrane transport. Gene Ontology annotation, cellular component: membrane. The coding region runs from base 1 to 2019 and encodes 672 amino acids.
AUGGCGGAACCAGAGAAGGAUACCAAGAUAGAGCCUAUCGUCGACGAGCACAAGGAAACCACCGAGCGUAAAGCCUCCAUCUUCGACGAUGAGCAAAAGCGCCGCGAGAGCCUUGCGCGCCUAACAGCCAACAUUGAGGGCGAAGUCCGCAACCCCCUCGUUGACAUCCCCCGCGCUCAACUCCUCUCCGACGUCCACACCUUCGCCGUCGAGCACAACCUCGAAGACGUCGAACCGCUCCUCAUCAAAGGCGCCCUCGUCGCCCAAUCCCCUGCCCUCUUCGAAGAACUCGAAGACCUCGACGACACGGACCGCACCUUCCUCCGCGAAGAACUAACGCACCGCUUCAAGCUCCCGCGCAUCCUGUACUUCACCAUCAUCCUGAAUUCCAUUGCGGCGGCCAUCCAAGGGUGGGACCAGACGGGCUCGAAUGGCGCGAAUUUGACGUUUGGGCAGGCGCUGGGGAUUCCGGAUUCCGGGCCCGAAUGCGAGGCUGCGGGGAAUUGUGACAAGAAUGGGUGGAUUAUUGGGUUUGUGAAUGCGUGUCCGUAUAUUGCUAUUGCCGUGUUUUGUGCGUGGAUUUCUGAUCCGGUAAAUGAUCUCUGCGGUCGUCGUGGUACCAUUUUCAUUGCUGCAGUCUUCUCGCUCCUGGCUCCGUUUGGAAUGGGACUCAGUCAGACGUGGGGCCAGCUCGCUGUGUGUCGUGUGCUCCUCGGUGUCGGUAUGGGUCUGAAGGAAGUCACUGUUCCGGUCUUCUCAGCUGAGAACGUACCUGCGAGUGUUCGAGGUGGUCUUGUGAUGUCCUGGCAGAUCUGGACUGCUUUCGGCAUUUUCCUUGGUACCGUCGCUAAUCUCGUUGUCAUGAACACAGGCUCCAUAUCCUGGCGUCUACAAUUCGGCUCCGCUUUUAUUCCCGCUGUGCCCCUCGUCCUCGGCAUCUACUUCGUCCCAGAAUCUCCGCGCUGGCUCAUGAAAAAGCGCAAAUACGCCCAAGCCUACAAAUCCUUCCUGCGCCUCCGCAACUCGCCGCUGCAGGCCGCCCGCGACCUCUACUACACGCACUGCCUGCUCGAGCAAGAAGAAGUCCUAAUCCGCGAGGCAGGCAUCAACCCCAAAUCCAACUUCUUCACCCGCUUCAUCGAGCUCUUUACCAUUCCACGUGUACGCCGCGCAACGCAAGCCUCAGGUAUCGUCAUGAUCGGGCAACAAAUGUGCGGUAUAAACAUCAUCGCCUUCUACAGCUCAACAAUCUUCGCAGAAGGUGGCGCAUCGAACAAAGAAGCUCUUAUCGCCUCGUUCGGCUUCGGACUGGUAAACUUCCUCUUCGCCUGGCCCGCCGUCUGGACAAUCGACACGUUUGGGCGCCGCGGCUUGCUCCUGGCUACCUUCCCCAACAUGUUCUGGACGCUGCUUGUCGCGGGAAUGUGCUAUUACAUUCCCAAAGAUAGCUCUGCACAUCUCGGUCUCAUCGCGUUUUUCGUAUACUUGUUCGGUGCGUUUUACAGCCCCGGAAUGGGUCCUGUGCCGUUUACGUAUUCGGCCGAGGUAUUCCCCUUGUCCCACCGUGAAGUCGGCAUGUCCUGGGCCGUUGCGACGAAUAACUUCUGGGCGAGUAUUUUAUCUUUGACUCUCCCGCGCAUGCUUAAGGUUAUGAGACCGCAGGGUGUGUUUGGGUUUUAUGCUGGACUCAAUGUUGUUGCUCUUACCAUGAUCUUCCUUUGGCUCCCCGAAACCAAACAACGCACCCUCGAAGAACUCGACUACAUUUUCGGCGUCCCCACCCGCAAACACAUGAAGUACCAAGUCGGGGAGAAUCUGCCCUGGUGGUUCAAAACGUAUAUUCUGCGCAAGCAGGGGUUGGCUAAGCCCCAGCUUUAUCGGUUUGCGGAUCAGAAACCCCCCGUGAGUGUUACGGCGCAGAUUGGCUGGGCGUGGAAUACGUAUGUGUUGAGGAAGAAGGGAUUGCUGAAGCCGGGGGCGUAUGUGCAGCCGGCGCCGAGGGGAGAGAAGCAGGUGUAG